AUGGAUCUCAGCAGAUUCCGAUACCAAGGAGCUGAUGCCCGGGAGUUGAAGCCCGCAACUAAGACGUUGGGGAGCCCCCCUAGGAGGACGUCGAAGGCAGUUGGCAAGAAGAUCAAUGGCAAGGCAGAGGGCAAAACCGAGGACAGGUCAGUUAGCCAGACAGAGGACCAACCAGAGGACCCGACAGAUGGCAAAAAGACAGGUGAUCCGGUAAAGGCGGCUGAGAUGGACGACGCCAAACCGCCCCAGUCUCUUUUACCCUUACCUACGCUUCUCAAACCCCGUCUGAGACUCGUAUUCGUCGGGUUCAAUCCCGGAAUCAUGUCUUCGGAAAAAGGCCACUACUACGCCCAUCCUUCGAACUCCUUCUGGAAAAACUUGAACAAGUACGUGGUCAUCGGAGGCGGUCUGACGUGCUACGACGAUUCCUCUCUUAUGGACAGCCACGGAAUCGGAUUCACGGACCUGGUGGCUCGUCCGACGCGAGGCUGCGAAGACUUGUCGCGUGAAGAGAUGGCCCUGGGCGCGCAGAUUCUCGUGGACCAGAUUAGCGCCAACAAACCGGCGCUGGUGUGUAUUGUGGGCCGCGGCAUUUGGGCGACUGUAUUUCGCGCCGUGUUCAAGCACCAGGGGAUCAAGAAGAGUGAGAUGCCUCACUUUGGGCUCAUGCCCGUGCACAUGGGCACAUCGAGGGUGUUUGUGGUGCCCAGUACGAGUGGGUUGGUGAGAGAUAAGAGGCUGGAGCUGUGGAGGGAGUUAGGACAACUGUAUCGCGGGAAGGGGGAGAAACAGGAGGACACAGAUCAUGUGCUGCUACAAGCCUCAGAAAGGGUCAGUAACCCCAAGAAAGAAGACGAUUGUAGUCAUGAUUUCAGUGGCCGUGUCAAGAAGGAAGAGACGGAUAUGUGA
Molecule: messenger RNA, 909 nt
Organism: Yarrowia lipolytica CLIB122
Lineage: Eukaryota; Fungi; Ascomycota; Dipodascomycetes; Dipodascales
Biological process (GO): base-excision repair, AP site formation
Molecular function (GO): pyrimidine-specific mismatch base pair DNA N-glycosylase activity; uracil DNA N-glycosylase activity
Source: RefSeq, a predicted model, not a curated record